Messenger RNA from Thelazia callipaeda (thelaziosis nematode), 1185 nucleotides. The record is from the annotation of a GenBank genome assembly. Lineage: Eukaryota; Metazoa; Nematoda; Chromadorea; Rhabditida; Thelaziidae.
AUAAUAUUGAUGGUAAACGAAAAAGGUUUCGUCGCUGAAACAGAAAAGACGACUGGAAAACGUAUUUAUAAAUUAGCUCUUACAGGAGGUCCAUGUGGUGGAAAAACUACUGGUCAAGCCCGUCUUCGGACAUUUUUUGAAGGAAUCGGAUGGAAAGUGUACACUGUGCCUGAAACGGCUACUAUUUUACUGGGUGGUGGCAUAAAAUAUGCUGAAUUAUGUCAUGAAGGAGCAUAUAAAUUUCAAGAAGAUUUGCUGCUAACUUUAUUGAGAAUUGAAACGGUCUUCUUCAAUCAGGCAGAGUUGUCAAGUGCUGAUCGAGUCUUAGUUAUCUGUGAUCGUGGGGCUAUGGAUCCAUCAGCUUAUAUUGAUAAGGAAUCUUGGGCACAGUCACUGAAAGAAUUGAAUUUGGACCAAUUCAACCUGCGAGAAGCAGCAGAUGGUGCUGAGGAAUAUUAUUCUUUAGCAAAUAACGGUGCUCGAAGUGAAUCACUGAACGAAGCCAUAGAGCAGGAUCGACUCACUCGAGAUGCUUGGUUAGGACAUCCGCGUGUUGAUGUGAUCGAUAACAUUGGAUGUAAAUCAUUUGACGAUAAGAUCCUCAGAUUAAUCGCUGCUGUUUGCGAUAGGAUCGGUCUUCCGACUCAAGAUCGACUAGCCUUUAAUAGCAAGAAAAGAAAGUGGCUUAUUACAUCGAUUGCCGAGGAAUGCAUGCCGCGUUGUGAAGUUUUUAUGGUACGGCAUGAUUACUUGUGCACUGAAGAUGCGAGUAUUCAGAUUCGUUUACGUUCACGAAGUCAAAACGGCCGUACGACGUAUACUAUAACAACUCGGCAUUACGAUGGUCCAGAACCAGUAGAAACUCGAAUGCAGUUAAAUUAUCGAGAAUACAUGAGUUAUAUUACAAUGGGAGAUCAUUCUAGAGCACCCAUUAAUAAGGAGCGAAGAUGUUUCAUGUAUGGUAAACAGUACUACCAUUUGGAUAUAUAUAAGUCACCUUUACCACCAGCGUGUCAAGGAAAACCAUUAAUGCUGUUAGAAACGUAUACGACAGCUCCAGUAGCUGACAAAAAUGAGCCUCCAUUACCAAAUUUUAUGUCUGUUGCAAAAGAAGUUACUGGUGACUCCGCAUACAGUAUGUAUACGAUUGCUAAACUUGAUUCAAGAGCAGCUAAUGGAAGAUAA